AGAGAUGGUCGAAGAGCUUGUACAGCGUAGGCCACUUCCCAAUCACGAUCUUAACUAUAUUGGAAACAGAAUGGCAAAAUGCUAAAUUAUUACCGCCUAUGAUUUCAAGGACAACAAAUUCACCAACAUAUAAAUGACUAAGCCAUUAGGUAACCCCUUACUGUAAGUUGUUGCUGCUUUUAAUUUGCAGGGCUCGCUCCCGUUUCGAGCCGCGCGCUCAUUCCAUCUUCAUGACAGGCAGUAGCACGCCGUAGUGGUUCCAUUGGAUUCAACUUUCACAUCUGGAUCAGUUUCUGUAGAGAGAAUUGUUUGAAAUUAAGCUACAUUACACCCUGUGUUCCAGGUGUAUGCAGCUAUGAGGCAUAGAGACAACAUUUUUCAUUGUCUGCUCAUCUGCUUCUCGCUAACGGUCCUCUGGCAAACGAGACCGGUGAUUGCUGAUCCUACAACAGAUGCCUUCAAGAACAACAUCACUCUGUUCACUCGGAUCCUCGACAGACUUCUAGAUGGCUAUGAUAAUCGCCUUCGGCCCGGCCUUGGUGAUCGCAUAACGGAGGUGAAUACCGAUGUCUAUGUCACCAGCUUUGGCCCAGUUUCAGACACGGACAUGGAAUACACCAUAGACGUGUUCUUCCGGCAAAGCUGGAAGGAUGAGCGGUUGAAAUUCGACGGCCCCAUGAACAUACUGCGGCUGAACAACCUGAUGGCCAGUAAAAUAUGGACCCCAGACACGUUCUUCCAUAACGGGAAGAAGUCGGUGGCUCACAACAUGACUAUGCCCAAUAAACUGCUGAGGAUUCAGGACGACGGCAAGCUGCUGUACACCAUGAGGUUGACAGUUCACGCAGAGUGUCCUAUGCAUCUGGAGGAUUUCCCAAUGGACUUCCACUCUUGUCCCCUGAAGUUUGGCAGCUAUGCCUACACAAUGUCAGAGGUCACCUACGUCUGGACCAAUAAAGCUGCAGACUCUGUGGUGGUGGAAGAAGAGAGCUCCCGUCUGAACCAAUAUGACCUGCUUGGCCAAACAGUGGGCCAAGAAACCAUUAAGUCCAGCACAGGUGAAUACACAGUCAUGACGGCACAUUUUCAUUUAAAGCGGAAGAUUGGCUACUUUGUGAUCCAGACCUACCUACCAUGCAUCAUGACCGUCAUCCUGUCCCAGGUGUCUUUCUGGCUGAACAGAGAGUCUGUACCGGCCAGGACUGUGUUUGGUGUGACCACGGUUCUGACCAUGACCACACUGAGUAUCAGCGCUCGCAACUCCCUUCCCAAGGUAGCCUACGCCACGGCCAUGGACUGGUUCAUCGCUGUCUGCUACGCCUUCGUCUUCUCCGCCCUCAUCGAGUUUGCCACCGUCAACUACUUCACAAAGCGCAGCUGGGCCUGGGAUGGGACGACCAUUGUCAACGACAAGAAAAAAGAGAAGGCCUCCGCUGUGAAGAAGAACAAUGCCUAUGCCGUGGCGGUGGCCAACUACGCCCCAAACAUCACCAAGGACUCCGGGUUGUCCACCAUCGCCAAGGGUGGCGCCACUGACGCCAACGCGGCGGCCCCUGGCAAGGGGGGUGGCAAAGCCGACCCGAAGAAGACAUUCAACAGCGUGAGCAAAAUCGACAGGAUCUCAAGGAUUAUGUUCCCGGUCCUAUUUAGCAGCUUCAACUUAGUCUACUGGGCCACGUACUUGAACAGAGAACCUCAUAUAAAGGAUAUGGUCCCCUCUACCUAAAGGCCUAGCCUUCCUGCAUUGUAUUAUAUCCGGAGUUUGGGACUUACAAACUACCAAAUACAGCUAGUAUCUGCUAACACAUGGUCCACUGGUGCAAGACACCCAAGCCCAGAGUUGAUGUGUCCCACACGUUGCCGUUUUUUCUACACAACUUUCUGCCGUCCUUUUGGAAAGAACUUGGCUUUGUACAUAUACACAUGGAUUUAUAUUCAUGACGUUUGUGAGUUUUGUGGUGAUAUAAUCAAUGAAAAAUGCAUUUAUUUGUGUGCUUAUUUUUCAUUGUCCAUUGAUGUCUCCAUGUUACGGAAGUGUAUGAACAUCAUUUUGAGACAUUUAUUUGCCGAAUAUCCAGACUUUGAAGUGUUUAGUUUUUUCAAUUUCAAUCAUUUUCGUAGGAUUGUUUUUCUGGGGAGUCAAUGUAAUCUUUUACAUUGACCAGUGAGAAAUUAUGGUAUGAAAUCAUCUUCUCCAAGCCAAAUGCAAAAAAUUAAUUAAGCUGGAAAAUCUUCAACAUUCCAACACAAAACUAGAUUUUUUUGCAUUUUGUCUAAAUAUAAUGCCAUUACACCAGUGUAUAACAAGUUGGUAACACUUUUUUUAUUGUACAUUCUACAUGGAAGCCGUAUGCCGUUUUCCACAUGCAAAACAGCACAAACUUGUGAAAGAAAACAGUCACAUGAAACACAACUAAGUGUUAUUCAUGGUUUAUGUUGUAACCUUUAUUUAACAAUGUCUAGUUCUUGUUAGACUUGGUAGUUUGGUUCACCAGUUUUCCCUUCAUUUUCUGCUAAGUUGGUGCCAAAACAUUUUCAGACUGAAACCUCAGGACUUAGAGUACUGCUAAAUAACAAUGACUGAGCAAAGUGAGGUGCAGAAACACAGGUCUACAAAAACGUUUUUCCAUGUGUUGAAAAAAUGUAAACUAUCUACUCAUUUUGUUGCGCUUGAUCUGCAUAAGGGUGUUAAAAUGUAAAAACACUGUACAAGUAUCAUCUGAGUUCAAACAAGCUAACAAGCUGUCUAGGUAGUGCCAGGUAUGAACUACCAAUCCAGUAUGAGUUUGAAGCUAUGAAGACCUUUUGAUUGGUUACUUCCACAGCAGCAUCAGCUCAUAAUUGCUGAACUUUUGACCCGCCCUCUCGCUCACCAUACGGUCCUCCCCCAACCCUGCCUCCAACUGUAUUCCUUCCAAUGAUAAUGUAGAGGAGGCGGUGCAACUGUAUCAUGGUUGUUAGGCUCGCGGGGUCGGUAAACAGAGUUGAUCUGUUAGUAAGGGACCAUAGGAAUGUGCCCUUCCUUAAGAAUGUGGCCACAUCCACGCAUACAUGUAGUCCACAGUGGCAGAUCUGGUCACAGAUAAUCAACACUGAUGGCUGUUAACUGUCUACAUAUCAAGGCGGGGCUCAGCACCAACACCUGGUUACUGCCAACUUGUCAUAAAUAGAUGAACGGAUGGAUGGAAAGAUUGGUUGGCGAGACUGGAGUAGAUUAAAGCUUUCCUAGGAUGUUCUAACUGCAGCAAGCCAAGGGGAUAAUGUUGGAAAUGCAGUUAAAGGUAAAGUUCCCAGAGAAGCCAUAAAAGGCAUGUUUUGGAUAGUAAAUGUUUAGGGACUUGUGUCAUUCAGUGUCAUCAUCAUCAUUAUUGUGCUUUUUCUUUUAUGGCUCAUUAAUACGAUGCUCCAAUGGUGCUAGCCUCCUUGAACACUGAGAUCCCACUGCUCCAUUUGGGGGGAAACCAAAUUAGAAUGUACUCAUCAUUUCCGACCUUGAUCCCAUGGGCUUGUGGAAUGUGUUAAUUGGCUAACGUGUCCAUCCGCACCUUUUAAAAGAACAACUGAAACUUUUGUCUGUGAGAACAGAUGGAUAAAUCCGCCACUCCAAAUCGAAACAUGUUAGAAAUCACAGUAACAUCAACAUUCCUUUUGUGGCGACACCGUAAGUCAGUGUUGUCGUAUUUCACAGUUAUGUGGUAGUUCAUCACAGAGCCUAUGGACCAAUCACCCACAAGUGCUUCAAAAACAGAACUGGACCAGUAUUUACACUUUAUUAUUGCAAUUGUAUACCUUUAUAUGAAGUCAUAUUCUGUAUCUACAUUUUUCAUAAGUGUAUGUGUUAAAUAGGAACAUUUUCUGAACAUUCCGAACAUCAUUUGUUUUCAGUGGUUCAGUACUAGCUCCAGGUGUCUUCUAAACAGAUCAUCAGGAAUUAACUAAUAGUGGUGAAUGGAUUCCUAUCAUCAUUACAGGUGUUGACAUGCAACAUUUAGGUUUACAGGUUUGUUAUUUACCUUACAAUAAAGCAUUUUGCAAAAAGUUUGACUUUGUGUACACACAAUGUAAAAA
This is a messenger RNA of Esox lucius (northern pike), 4068 nucleotides long. Its product is annotated as gamma-aminobutyric acid receptor subunit alpha-2. The record is from RefSeq and is a predicted model, not a curated record. Gene Ontology annotation, molecular function: inhibitory extracellular ligand-gated monoatomic ion channel activity; transmitter-gated monoatomic ion channel activity involved in regulation of postsynaptic membrane potential; GABA-A receptor activity. Lineage: Eukaryota; Metazoa; Chordata; Actinopteri; Esociformes; Esocidae. Bases 356 to 1726 code for a protein of 456 amino acids. The transcript is spliced from 10 exons. Gene Ontology annotation, cellular component: postsynapse; neuron projection; synapse. Gene Ontology annotation, biological process: signal transduction; synaptic transmission, GABAergic; chloride transport.